This is a messenger RNA of Strongyloides ratti, 726 nucleotides long. Its product is annotated as Protein of unknown function DUF1665 family-containing protein. Lineage: Eukaryota; Metazoa; Nematoda; Chromadorea; Rhabditida; Strongyloididae. The transcript has a single exon. The coding region runs from base 1 to 726 and encodes 241 amino acids. The record is from RefSeq and is a predicted model, not a curated record.
AUGUCAUUAAAAAGGAAAGCUCCAGAAAUUGAAAUUGAAGAAGAAGAUGAGUGUGAUGGUGGUCUUUCUGGUGGAGAUAAUAAUUUAUCCUCUGAUAAUGAGGUAAUGGAUGAUAAUUAUGAUUCAGAUAUUGAAGAUGUCAAUGUUAAUGAUGAAGAAUUUGCAGAGAUUGGUUCUGAUGAAUUAGAAGGUUUAUCUUCAGAAGAUGAGGGAGUAGUGAAAAAGAAGAAGAAGUCUAUUGUUAACGAUGAUGAAUCAGAGGAUAGCGCUCAAUAUGACGAUGAUGAAUCGGAAGAAGAUACAUCAUCAGAUGAAGAAGGUGUUGUUCCAAAUGCUAAUAUGAAAAAAGAAAAGCUAAAAGUUGUUCAUUUUGAUAGUGUCAAAACAAUUAAAAAAAGAGAAAAAGCUGCAAGAAGAUUAACAAAUCGUCAAUUGGUUGAAAAAAAGAAAGAAAAGAUGGCUCAUUUAAAAAUGGGAAUGGUCAAACCAGAUUAUGCUAAAGAUAGAACAAAAGAAAAAGGUUUAGCAAAAAUAGCUUCUUUUGGUGUUGCAACAUUAUUUAACCAAGUUUUAGAGUAUAAAAAACGUGUCCGUGAAGAUGAAACUGUUAAGAAAGAAGUUAAAAUUAUGGAUAUUGAUAAGAAAUACAAAGCACAAUUGGAUUCUUUGCCUAGAACAGCUAAUAGAUUUACAAUUAAAAACAAUACUAAGAAGGAAGAAGUAUAA